UUUUCACUACAUCCUUUUCUGCAAGGAGAUCUUGGCAAACAUUUAGCUCGAGAAUUGCUGGACAAAUUUAGCAAUCCUCAGCAUAAUUUUUCAGACUUGGAUCCUGACGAUGAAGGGGUUUUAAUGAAUGUUCCACAAAGAAUACCUUCAAAGCAGUCUGGUCGAAGUCGGCAGAAAACUCAAUCAGAACUUAAUUUUGAAAGUGUCAGUUUUGACCUCCCUCUGAUGUCAGAAUUGUCAACUGCAAAUGACAAAGGAUCUGGUGCGUAUGAUGUAUCACAAGCAUGGGGCAUUUCUGAGGAGCCAGUUGUAGAACCUGCUUAUGAUUUAGCAACUGCUUGGAUGGAACAAGAUUUGGAUUCAGAUGUAAUUUGCAAGAGUCUGUUGGAAGUUGUAGAUGAAGAACUGUUGCAAAGGGGACAUACAGAGCGCUUAGCUGAUUUAGAUGAUGAUUACAAGUAUUGUCAGCAAGCUACUUUGCCUGUGGGUAUUAAUAGCCAGGAAUCAUCCAAAAGGAUUGAACCCAAAGUAAGAGGUGUGUCUGAUCGAAUAUAUGAGAAUCAUGAAAACUAUGUGUCAACAGAUUUGCCUAAUGCACAAAACUUGGGACAGAAUAGACUAUCAUCACUGAUGGAUGAAUUAUCAAACCAUUUUUCAUCUGAAUUGCAGGAUCUUAAUAACACUGCUUCUACCUGUCAAAAUGGAUCCAUGACACCUACAAACAGUCCAAGGUUACAUCCUAAAACUCAGAACUAUAACAGGAACAGUUUAAGUGAAGAUGAUGACAAAGAGAAUAGUCAGGAAGAUAAGCAGCCACCUCAAGCUCCUCCAAGACGAAGAAAUCAGAAAAAAAGCUCUUGUCCGAAACCUGUCAGCAAUGGACUUCCCCCUACACCAAAAGUUCAUAUGGGGGCCUGUUUUUCCAAAGUUUUUAAUGAAUGUCCUUUGAGAAUUCACUGCACAGCCACAUGGAUUCAUCCUGAAACACGAGAUCAGCAUAUUUUAUUUGGGUGUGAAGAAGGCAUUUAUACUUUAAACCUCAAUGAACUACACGAUGCUUGUAUGGAUCAACUAUAUCCAAGGCGAACUACUUGGAUGUUUGUGGUUAAAGAUGUACUCAUGACACUUUCAGGCAAAACACCACAGUUAUAUCGCCAUGAUUUGUUGGCCCUCCACAGCAAGCAAACUUACAGGUUCUCCUUGUCAAUGAAUAAAAUCCCAGAAAGAUUUGUUCCAAGGCGGUUUGCUACUACAACAAAAGUUCCAGAUACUAAAGGGUGUAUCAAGUGCUGUGUUGGGCGCAAUCCAUAUAAUGGCUAUAAAUAUUUAUGUGGAGCUACAAUGAAUGGUUUAUUUCUCAUGCAGUGGUAUAACCCACUCAAUAAAUUUAUGCUUUUGAAACAAUUUGAAUGCUGGGUUCCAUCAAAAUUGUCAAUCUUUGAGAUGAUUAUAUCUCACGAAAUGGAGUAUCCAAUGAUUUGUGUUGGUGUGCGGAAAGGGUAUGAUAGAGGAAACUUGAAAUUAGACAUGAUAAACCUAAACUCAAAUGCUAAUUGGUUUGGAGAAGACAGUGAUGGCACAGAAACAAUUGUACCUCGCCAUGACUCAAUUGAUGUUGUUAGUGUGUCUCAGUUAGAAAAAGAUACUAUACUUGUUUGCUCUAACAAUGUUGUUAAAGUUGUUAAUUUGCAAGGAAAAUUAAAGUCUAGCCGCCAACAACCUGCUGAACUCCACUUUGAUUUCCCAGUAGAAUCAAUAGUUUGUUUGACGGAUAGUGUAUUAGCAUUUCAUAAACAUGGCAUGCAAGGUCGUAGUUUUAAAAACAAUGAAGUUGUUCAAGAAAUAAGUGAUAACAGUCGAAUAUUCCGUAUGCUUGGUGCUGAUAGUGUUGUGGUUUUGGAAAGCAGGCCCACAAAUGACUUAAAAAGUCCUUCAAAUUUAUAUAUUUUGACCGGUCAUGAAAACAGCUUUUGAGGAGAACUAUAUUCAGUGUUGUGUGAUAAAUAGAAGACUAAUUCUUUAUGCUGCUGUACAGCAACAGAUUAUUAUUCCAAAUCAAGCUGCUGUUCUAUAAAUAAAAUGCAUGCGUUCUUUGUAGCAUUAUGUAAAGCAAAUAUGACCUUAUUGUAAUUUGAGAUUAAUAUUCUUAUUAUAAUACUUAGAGAAAAAUAUGUUCAAGAAGGAAUGAGCAUUUUACCUGCUCCUGCAUAUUUUUCAGAAUUUAGCAUAUCAUUCUUUUUAUGAUUUUCUAUUGAUACAUAUUAAUUAAAGCAACGUUUUCCUUAAUUCAUGUUUAUUCAUUUUAUAAUGAAGUCUGAUGCUUGCUAAAUUUCACCAUAUCGUGUUCUUGUAUUUUGAUCAUACUUUUAGUUAUCUGUAAUUGUAGUGAUUUUUUUCCCCUGCUGUUUUCUGUUGAAAAGCAGUUUGUAGUAAAUGCAAGUGUAUUUAUCUCAUCCGAACCUGACACUUUUAUUGUACUUCUGCAAACAACUACUAUCAGCUUAUGCAGGAGCUCUAAUUUAUUUUUCCUUCAUUAUCAUUGUUUUUCAGCUUAUGUGUUCCUGUAGAUAGUAAAUACAUGUGUUAUUUUUCUGAUAUUGUACUAGUCGGAAAUAUGAGUUCAACGAAUCUACUGAGUAAUGUCAUGGAGUGUUCAAUUCUUGAAUUUUCAAAGAUCACUCAGCUUUUGUCAUAUCAGAUAUAUGACUAAAAACAUGAAGAAGAAUUUAACGACUAACUAUGUAAUUAAGAUAUUUUUAAAAAUAUGCAAUAUUAUUAUUUUCAGUAGUCUUAAGCUAUGCAACAUUUUUUUUUCCAACUCAGGUUCAAAUGGUUAUGUGAUAACUCUUUAAUAACUUCUUUUUUUAACUCAAAGCUGAUACCAUGACUUUUGUAAUUUAUGUUAGUUCUGUCUAGCUAUUUAUUUCAUGCUUUCUAAUUUUAUAUCUGUACUUGUUUGUGAAGAAUGAUGGCAUAAGAUAAUUAUGCCUUUGGAAAAAAUAUAUUUAUUCUAUGAUUCCACCAAAGUUUUGUACAUUUUACGAGUAUUGUGGAAAGAUGUUUGUUCACUUUAUGCAAAGUGGUGUUAGAUAUGGAAAAUUUUUAUUUAUUGAUAGUGUGCCAAAGAGAUUUUGCAGCGAUUUAAUAAUUUUACUGUAAAUGAUUAUGUGAUUUAAAUGUUGAUUUUGGGUUGUAUUAUUCUGCAUUCCCCCAUCUUUUUUAGCUUAAAAUUUUGUCUUUUGUGAUAGAAUUUUUUUGUGUUAGAUGAAAUUUUUUAUAAUGUAUGUAAAUAAAUAAAUGUAAAAAGUUGUGAGUCCUAAGACUAAAGAUUGAUGUAAUUUGCAGAAAGAAAUGUUUAAUUGUUCAGCUGACCUGUAAGAUGUGUUAAAGUUUUUGUCAACAUCCAGUUGCAUUUUGAAAUUUUAUAAAAAUUUAAUGUAAUAGUUUUUCUUAUGUAUUUAUACACUUGUGUAUGUAAUCUGUUUAAAACGUAUAAUCAAUUAUUAGAAAUUAAGACAUUGUAUUGUGGCUGGCUGUCUUAUUGACCCAAAUAUUUUAUAAUACUCUUGUUACUUUUUCCUUACAUGUGAAAUGUAAUUAAUUCUGUUAAAUUUUUCUGUUUAUAUGUUUCAUUUGUGUUUUAAAAUCCUAUAUUAGUAACUUUUAUAAAGCAAUUGCUGUGUACAAUUUUAGUAUCUUUAAUUUUCUUAGAGCAAAAUUUCUGAAUAUACUUUCCUCUGGAUUUUACUAUAGUGCAUUUAGUCAAAUUCACAGAAAUUUAAUCAGUUUUAGUUGUUAAAAUGUUUAGCUGAGAUUAUCCAAAGUAUUAUGAUAAAACUUUGAGUUUGCUGUAAACACCUUUUCCCUUAGCAGUAGAUCCAUAAUCUGUUCGUAUAUGUAGGUCAUGGUGGACACCAGCAUUCACUCUUUAAGGCUGCUAUUGCACCAUCUAUAUCCUAUAUUAAUAAGGAUAGAAAGUGGAACACAGGGAGAUCCACAAUAUCCUUGAAGGUGAUUAAAUGACCUUUGGGUUGAACUGGGGUCUCCCGUGUGGAAAACAAAGAUCACAAUGCCAGGCAAAACCAUGCUUCAGUUUGUCCUAAUGAUAUUGGCUCAGUUUACUGGUACAGGCACCUGAUUAGUCAUUGAAACUGCAUUAAGGGUUUGAACUUUGAAGGAUUUGUUUUCAAAGUUUAAAAUUUAAAUGCAAAAUAGUAGCAAAAAGGUAGUUGUAUCAUAUGAUAAAAUUGAAUAAACAAAAUUUAAAUUAGAAUUGAGUGUUAAAUUUUGUCCCAUUUGCUCAAAUGGUAGAUAUGCAGCGGAGUAAUAAAAUGCAUGAAAACUUUUAUAUUCAUUGUGAUUUUAAAAUUCAACAUAAAAUGAUUUUCUGUGCUUGUGGCUCUUAUGACAAGCUUAUUAAUAAAAAAUGCAAAAUAUUUUUGUUAUGUUAUCUGUUUAGAUUUUCACUGUUAUACACGUUGGAUUUUAGAAGUCUAUUUUAUGUGAAUGUUUUUAUGUUAAAUUUCAUUGUUAGGUUUGUGCAUUUAGAUAUUUCUUCAUAACAAUUAUAUGUAAUUGGAAAUUUUUUCUUGUGAGUGAUGUUAAGUAUGUAUCAGAAAUGUUAUGAGAGUGUAAAUUGUACAAAGAAUACAAAGUUUUCCAAAAUGGUAUGUUACUUUUAAGUGAGUACUAUUUAAAAAGAAAGAGCGCUUUCAGUUUUACUUGCUGCUUAGUAGAAAAGCAGUUAUAUUGGUAGUGCUUGGAAUUGUGAGAAUGCUUGUUUUGGAAGUUUAUGAAAUUUUCUAAUUUUCUAAACUUAUUGCUCAGAAGUGUGAUAGAUAAACUGUUUCUGUGUGACUGGAUAUUUCUUGUUACCUAUAACCAUCAUUUACUUUGAAUCUUGAGAAAUAUUUGAAAUAUUGGUAGAAGUGGAAAAAAGAUUAACAUAUUCUUUAUUUUUGAAAAUUCUGAUAAUUCCAAGUACUGCCUUUUGUAUUAUAUAAAGUCACCUACACAUCAGCUGUGAUGCAAAUGCUCCAUAACAUCAGUGUUUUGUAAGCUGAAAAUAUUUAUCAAAAAUGUAAUUACUGUAAAAAAUAAAAUGAAUUUUAUGACCUUAAA
Molecule: messenger RNA, 5121 nt
Organism: Stegodyphus dumicola
Lineage: Eukaryota; Metazoa; Arthropoda; Arachnida; Araneae; Eresidae
Product: mitogen-activated protein kinase kinase kinase kinase 5-like
Biological process (GO): intracellular signal transduction; protein phosphorylation
Cellular component (GO): cytoplasm
Molecular function (GO): ATP binding; MAP kinase kinase kinase kinase activity
Source: RefSeq, a predicted model, not a curated record